This is a messenger RNA of Eupeodes corollae, 11501 nucleotides long. RefSeq names its product maternal protein pumilio (gene pum). Gene Ontology annotation, cellular component: nucleus; cytoplasm. NCBI's taxonomy places the organism in Eukaryota, Metazoa, Arthropoda, Insecta, Diptera, Syrphidae. The transcript has 14 exons. Gene Ontology annotation, molecular function: mRNA 3'-UTR binding. The record is from RefSeq and is a predicted model, not a curated record. Gene Ontology annotation, biological process: post-transcriptional regulation of gene expression. Bases 2750 to 6943 code for a protein of 1397 amino acids.
UUUCGCAACUCAUUUUUAAAUGGCUUAAAGAAUAGACGGGCCGUCGAAAAAUCCGUGUGUGUAUAAAAUCGUGUAAAUUAAUUAAAAUAAAUUCAUUUUUAGCAUUUUAAUAAAUAUAAAUAAUCAAACAAAAUAUCCAUUUACCAUCUACUAUUGUCUUUGUAAAUAUAUAUAAUAUCAAAAUUUAAAAUACAUCUCUGUGUACAGUUUUUCUUUUUUGUUUUAAGUAUAAAGUAUAUAUUGAGGAAAGAAAAAUAGAAAAAGAAUCAAACAAAAGAGCUCUACGCCACAGCCAAGAAUUGGAGAAAAGUAAAAAUUUGCAAGAAAAUUAAUAACGUAACCACGACGGGAUAAUAUUUAAGAAGUUAUUAACUUCUUGGCUUUACAAGUCAAACAUAAAAAGAAAACGAUAUCCUCCCUUUUGCUUCAAGACAAAACCAAAACCUUCCAAAGCAAAAAUAUAUAAAAAAAAAGAAGAAUUUUCUGCGAAAUUUUGAUCGCAAAGGAAAAAAAUUGAAUAUUCAAUUUUUCCUUCUUUUUGUUUGUGUGCAGAUUAAAAAUAAAUUGCGGCAGUCGUCUUCUCUUCAUCGUGUCCGUCGUCUUCUACAUCGUGUUAUCCAACAGAAAACGAAAUUGAAAAAACAGCAAGAGGAAAAGCAGAAACGACUAAAACGACACCAAAGCGAUUGGAGCAAAAAGAGUCCCUGGACAGAGUGCCAGAGCCAGUGCUGUAAAAGAAGAAUCAAAGAAGAACUCGGGAAACAAACAUCUUCAUCUUCUUCCUCUUCAUUGAAAUUCAAAUAAUAAAAGAAGAGAAGAAAAGUGAAAAGAAAACUUCUUUAAAUUUUCCAGAAGAAAAACCAAAAUAACAAACCCCGCAAAAUAAACUAAAAACAUUUUUGUGGUUCGAAAAAAGGGAAAAAUAAACAAAAAAAAAAUAAAAGAAUUCUGUGUUCUGCCACUCCUCAGUUCUCUGUUCUCAUGACAGUCGUGGUGGAAAAACCGUGAAAAUUUAGCCCAAAGGAAAAACAACAAAAAAAUCCUUUUUGUCUUUUCGUUCGCCUUCGUCGGUCGUUCUCUCGUAUUCUCCCUCCGUUCGCUUCGCUCAGCUCAGUACCACACAUUUUCUUGUGUACUUGCAGUGUGUUUGUUUGAAAAAGCCCGCAAAGAACACAGCAAUUGCUGUCGAACUCUUCUAACUUAAAGCUAAUUUUAAGUGGAUACUCCUCGCACUAAUCGAUUCCGAAAAAUAACAACCCGCGAAGAACUAAAACUCAAAAACAUCUUGUUUGAAAAAACAAUAAGAAAAAGACAAAAACAAAAUCGUUGGUUUUUCGAGAGCGCCGUAUAGUUGGUGAAUUUGUGUGUGUGUGCGUGAAAAAAAAAAUCACCAUCGCCAUUGUCGUUAUCGUUGUCGUCCUUCUCGUGCUCGUUACCGUAGCUCUAGCCGUUACCGCUGUCGCCGCUGAGCAAAAGAAAAACAAUUUUUGCUAGAGUUAAUUUUUUGACAUUUCUUAAUUAUAUCUUUCUUUCGUUUUUGUGUAAAUUUUUGAGACCCCGUUGUGUAUAGUUGUAAAUAGAGAAGUUUAAUAUAUAAUAAAACCAACAUUUUGAUCGUGUAAAUUUUGUAAAACAAAAGAAUUCAAUAAGUUUUGUUAAUAUUUUCUUUAAUUUUUAAUAAAACAAAAAGAAUUGAUUGUUAUAUUAAACGUUAUCUAUCAUCAUCACCAUCCAUCAUCGUUGUCGUCGUCGUGUAUAUCUAGAUAGUGUGUGAUUUUGGAUUUCGUGGUGUAUUGCAUGUAAAAAUAAGAAUCGAGGAAAAAUCAAUUUUGUCUUCUUGUCAUAAAGAAAUAAAAAAUCUUAAAUAAAUUUGCCGAAAAUUUUCAAUUUUUUGAAUACAAAUUAUUGUGCAUUGGGGUGUUUGUUGUGCGCGGUAGUUCUUUAUUUCCACAUUUUUGUACGAAUAUCUUUGUGAAUGUGCUGCUUCUGCUAAGUUUUGCGCCGUUUAAAACGAAGGAAAUAAAAGAAAAAAAAAUAUAUUAAGAGAAAAGUGCAAGUGAAUCAAAGGAAAAGAAAAUUUAUAUAGAAAUCAAGAAAAAAAUUAUUACUUAUUUGCCGCAUAUAACAAAUUCAAGUAUAUCUACCUACACCCUCACUUUUAGCCGCAAUUAAAGGAGAGCAAUACCAAAAUUGAGGGGAUCAGAUCAAUUUAUUUGGAGAGCUUAGCCUUAGCCCCCCUCAGUACAGUAGAGAGAGAGCUUAUAGAGGAGACAUCAAACGUAAUACAAUAAAAAAAAGAUUUUGAAUAAAAUAUCAUCAAACAUUUUGAAAGAAAUUGACAUCAAUUACAAAAAAAAAAGGAUCAGCUAAAAUCUAAAAACAACAAGACAAAAUAAUAAUCACUUGUAAACGUGCGAUAAAUUUUUCUAUUCGAAAAAAUUCGGUUUUUCAAUUCGAUUUCGCGUUAUAUUUUUAAAUUCGUCGAUAAGUAACUUUAAGUCGUGUGACUCGCGUAUUCGUUUAUACAAAACAUUCUUAAUAACAAGUGAAUCGAAAUCAAAUAACAAGAUAAUCUAAUACUGUCUAUUGAACAGACAACAGAAUAAAAAAAAAACAAAAGCUCUUUUAAAUAAUUUCUUGUGACACACGUUUUAAAAAAGCCGUCAAAAUAGAGCUGUUAAGCAGUACCAACAAUUACCCCUCGAUCUCAAUUUCGACCCACCAUCACAAUCACCCACAACAGCAACACAUGAAGUUACUGGGCGGUAAUGAUGACCGGAUUGUACGGGAACAACCUGUACGUUCCCAAGACGAUGCCGCUGUUGGGUAUGUUUUUCAACGACAGCCCCAACAUGAAGCCGAAUAUGCUGCACAAUUUGCCCAAAAACAAGCUAGAUGGGCUUGUGGUGAUGAGCAUUCUAUUGAUAAUCCCGAUAAAUGGAAAUACAAUCCGCCAAAUCCCAUGAACUCGUCAAAUGCAGUUCCCGGUGGUGGUGGUAUCGGACCAGUUGGCCCCAUUGGAAUGGGUGGCGGCAUGGGUGGUGGUGGCAAUAUGGGUAAUAUGGGCAACAUGGGAAACAUGGGCACUAAUGGUGGACUCCAUCAGAUGCCAAAUGUUGGUGGCGGUAAUAGUGGAAUGAAUGUUGCAAUGCAACAAGCUGCAGCAGCUGCUGCUGCUAAACAUCAGCAAAUGAUGAACCAACAUCAACAACAUCAACAGCAGCAACAACAACAACAACAGCAACAGCAGCAGCAACAACAACAACAGCAGCAGCAGCAACAACAACCACCACAUCCAUCACACCAGCAAAUGCAGAACCAUUUAGGCGCCCCAAAUCAUCUCAAUUCGAAUAUAUUGAAUCAUGCUCUUAAUAAUCAGGCUGCAGCUGCUGCUGCUGCCGCUGCAGCAGGUAUGCAAUUGCAGAUGCCACCUGCUAUGCAAGGUAAUAUCUACGAUCAUGUGCACCCGGGUGUAAAUAUGAAUGGUGUUGGAGUGCCCAAACCGCCUCAGGGUGCCGAACAAUUAGUCUAUUUGGGUGGACAACCUCAUAUGGGAAUGAUGCCACAAAAUCAAUAUAUGACAGCAGCUAAUCGCAAUGCAGCAGCCAUAACAACAUCGACUGCAAAGAAACUAUGGGAAAAGUCCGAUGGUAAAGGGCCAAAUGGUGGUGGUGUAUCGGCGGGACCAUUAAAUCCAUUGCAUAUACCUGGUGUUGCCGAUCAUCCAGUGUGGAAGGAUUCAACAUGGUCGACACAAGGCGAAAAUAUUUUAGCACCACCAAGACCGAGGACAUUUCCUCAGGCACCAGAUUCGAAUUCAACCGGAAAUGCUGGAAUACUGAGCCCCCGCGAUUCAACAAGCGGCUUAGGUGUAAAAAUGGUUGAAUACGUACUUGGUGGUUCUCCAACAAAUAAAGAGAGCCCAUUGUCAGGUUUGGAGCCUCGUUUGCGAGCAUUGAAAUUUGAUGACAAUGAUAAAAAUCAUGAUGACAAAGAAAAGGCUAAUUCUCCGUUUGAUACAAAUGGCUUAAAGAAGGACGACCAAGUUACCACGACAAAUGGUGUUGUUGUCAAUGGAAUCGAUGAUGACAAAGGAUUCAAUUAUAAUAAUCAUUUAAAUUAUUAUUACAGUCGCACUCCCGGCUCACGUCAACCAUCUCCAGCCGAAGAAUCUCUACCAAGACCACCAACAUUACUUGAUCCUUCACAACAUGGCUUUCCACCACAUCCCCUACAUCAUAUGCUUGGUUCAAUGGACCAUCAACAAGGUCCUGGACCUCAAAUGAAUUCUUAUCCCCAUCAUCAAAUGCCACCGAUGAGUCAAUUACAACCUCCAGUUAUGAACGGAGUUGGUGGUAUUCAAAUGGCACAGAGUCCAAUGAUGAAUCAUCAAGGUCAACGUCCAAAUCAAAUUGAAUCUCCAGCAAAUUUACUUCAACAGCAGCCUCCAAACUUCGAUGUACAGCAACUAUUUAGAUCACAAAAUCCUGGUUUAGCAGCAGCAACAAAUGCAGCAGCUGUUGCUGCAGCGGCUGCGGCUGCUUCAUCGGGCGCGCCCGGAGCACCAAAUGGCACACCAAUGCAACCGCAACCAAUGCCUAUGCCAUCACAGCAAUUUUUGGCCGCACAACAAAAUGCCUAUGCGGCGCAACAAGCCGCCCCCUAUGUUAUUAAUCCAGGACAGGAUGCUACGCCGUAUAUGGGUCUGAUAGCGGCACAAAUGCCACAAUAUUAUGGAGUUGCACCAUGGGGCAUGUAUCCGGGCAAUUUAAUACCACAACAAGGAUCACAACCACGAAGACCUUUAACACCAUCCCAACAAGGUGCUGAAAAUCAAUCUUAUCAGGUUAUACCAGCAUUUUUUGACCAGAGUGGUUCACUAGUGAUGGGACCACGAACAACCACACCAAUGCGCCUUGUUAGCCCAGCACCAGUGCUAGUACCACCGGGUGCCGCAAGAGCUGGACCACCACCACCACAGGGUCCACCACAAUUAUAUCCACCGCAACCACAGGCCGCUCAACAGAAUCUCUAUUCACAACAAAAUGGUUCAAAUGUUGGAGGUGGCGGGUUAUUUGCACCCCAAGCAUUUAGCGGUGGUCUUGGUACCUUGGGGAGCCCCGCACAACCUACAGGUUUGGCAUUGAACACCUCAUCGCUGACAACCCGUCGGGAUUCCUUUGACCGAAAUACAUCGGCAUUUAGUCCUUCGAUGGAUUACAGUACGAGUUCAGUGGCAGCAACAGCAGUUUCUUCAUCCGUAGCAGCGGCUGCUGCUGCUGCAGCUGUUGCAAGAAAAUGGCCAGUGAGUGGCUAUGGAAAUUUAGGCUCUGUAGGCAAUGCCUCGGCCAGUCCAAUUGGAGCACCCAUUACACCACCGCCUGAAUCUUGCCUGGUUGCAAAUCGGGCACCUGGUGCUGAGACCAAAUAUCGCAAUCAAAUCUUAGUUGGUAUUGCAGGACAAAAUAUGUUUGGUUCGAAUAGUUCUCUAUUUUCAAAACACUUGGGCAUUCCUGGAGCUACAGCUGUUGCUGCUGCGGCUGCCACUAAUGCAGCAGCUGCUGCCAGACAAUCGGCUGCUAUGGCUGCUGCCACUGCAGCUGCUGGAGCUGCAGCCGCUGCCGCAGCAGGUGGUGUUAAUGGUGAACGUCCACCAGGCCGAUCAAGACUACUCGAAGACUUCCGCAACCAGCGCUAUCCAAAUCUUCAGUUGCGUGAUCUAACAAAUCAUAUCGUCGAGUUCUCCCAAGAUCAACAUGGAUCCAGAUUUAUUCAACAAAAAUUGGAACGUGCUACCGCUGCCGAAAAACAAAUGGUUUUCAACGAAAUUCUAGGUGCCGCUUAUAGCCUUAUGACAGAUGUAUUUGGCAAUUAUGUAAUUCAGAAAUUCUUUGAAUUUGGCACUCCCGAACAAAAGAACACAUUGGGUAUGCAAGUUAAAGGACACGUUUUACCAUUGGCAUUGCAAAUGUACGGUUGUCGAGUGAUACAGAAGGCUUUGGAGAGCAUAACACCGGAACAACAACAAGAAAUCGUACGCGAGCUAGAUGGUCAUGUACUGAAAUGUGUCAAAGAUCAAAAUGGCAAUCAUGUUGUCCAAAAGUGCAUUGAAUGUGUCGAACCAAGUGCGUUGCAGUUUAUUAUAAAUGCUUUUAAGUCUCAGGUCUAUUCAUUAAGCACACAUCCCUAUGGUUGUCGGGUUAUUCAGCGUAUAUUAGAACACUGUACAACAGAACAAACAUCACCAAUUUUGGAGGAGCUGCACGAGCAUACGGAACAGCUAAUACAGGAUCAAUAUGGAAACUAUGUUAUUCAGCAUGUCCUUGAACAUGGAAAACCAGAAGACAAAUCCAUUCUCAUCAACAGUGUACGUGGAAAAGUUUUGGUUCUAUCACAGCAUAAAUUCGCUUCGAAUGUCGUAGAAAAGUGUGUAACGCAUGCAACACGCUCCGAGCGAACUGGACUCAUUGAUGAAGUUUGCACAUUCAAUGAUAACGCCCUCCAUGUUAUGAUGAAGGACCAAUAUGCAAACUAUGUUGUUCAAAAGAUGAUCGAUGUCUCUGAACCGACACAGCUUAAAAAGCUAAUGAACAAAAUUCGCCCGCACAUGGCUGCUUUGCGUAAAUACACCUACGGCAAGCACAUCAAUGCCAAACUAGAGAAAUUCUUCAUGAAAUCAUCUAAUCCCAUACAACCGGCAACUGCAGUCGUCACAACAUCCACAGCAGUUCCCUCAAAUGCUAUGAUCACAGAAAAUGGUAUCACUGCUAUAGCAGUUACAGCCAAUUCCUCGGCUACACCAUCAUCGGUGUCAUCUGUGAUGUCCUCAUCGGCUUCAUCAACUCCAUCUUCGGUAUCAGUAGCUGUUGCUGGAGCUAACAAUGGCAGUGGACUAGGACCAAUUGGACCACCAACUAUUGCCACAGCCAAUGGUGUCAUGUAAAAAAAGAACAACUAAAUUAAGACACCCAACAUUUUUUCUAUUAGAAUCUUAUAUACAUAGAUGUAAUAAUAAAAAAAAACACACACACACACACAUAUUUAAGGAUUUUAAGGAAGCGCAAGGAGUAUUUUUUUCUUUUUUCUUCUAAUAUUAAUCAUACACGACUAUUAAUCAAUUCUCUUUGUUUAUAAUUUUAUAUUAUUUUUGUUUAAUUUAAAGAUUAUUUUUCAUUUUUGUAUGUAAAUUAUUUUUAAGUAAAAAAUCAUGUAGUGAAGAGAGAUAAAAAAAAAAAAGGAUAUGUAAAAAAAUAUAAGAAGCAAACAACAACCAUUACACACACUUUAACCAUAUAGGUAUAUAUAUAUAUAAAAUAAUUAUGAUUUUUUUGUUCUAAUUAAAUAUUUUUAUCAAUAUAACUUUUUAUGUAAAACAAUGUCUGACUAUAUAAACAAACAAAAAACUAGCUUUUAAGUUGUAUCUUGUCUUGUAACUUAGUUUUUAAUUAUUUUAACUUUCAAUUCAUAGACUUUUUUGUGUACAAUUAUGUAUUUUCAUUUUUAAUUUUUAACUUUUUUUUUGGUAAUGCAAAAACAAAACCCAACAACAACAUCUUUAACUAUACAUAACAUUUAUUAUAUAAAAGAAAAAAAAACAAAAUAUUUAUCAAAAGAAAAGUGUUUUAUUUUAAUCUACAUUUUAAGGAUUCUAUGAAACAAAACAAAAGAAUAUGUGUGUCGUCACCCUCGCCCUCUCUACGCUGCGUGCCUUGUGUGUUCUAAAUUUCUUUUAAAUUUAAAAAAAAUAAUUAAACAAAUAAAAAUUUUAUAAAAAAAAGCGAACUUCACGUAUUACGAUGAUGGCUACAUAAAUUUAGAAGAACGUCACACACUUAACAUAAUAAUUCUUUUCAUUUAUUGUUUUAAGUGCAUGCAUGUAAGCUGUAUAAUUUUUAAUUUUAAUUUUUGUUUUAAUAAUUUAAUUUAACAAUAUAAAUUUCUUAUUGGUAAAGAAACAAAUUUUAAAUAUAAAUGAAAUUUUUAUGUAAAUUAGUGUAAUUUUUGUAUAGAAACAAAAUAAUAUGAAAAACAAGAAACAAAACUGCCUUUUAAGAAAUUAACAAUAAAUAAGCAAAACAAUUUUUGUAUAAAAAAAAGCAAAUCCUGUAAACAUUUUGUAAAAAAAAAAAACAAACAAACAAACAAAGAGAAAUAUGAAUAUGAAACGGAAGAGACGUCGUUUUUCAAUCCCUUAAAGAAUUUACUUCCGCAAAACGACUACUCCUAUUUUCUUUUUUAAUUUAUAUAAAUCACGGUACAUUUUAAAGGGCUCAUAUUUUAUUUCAUUAAUUAAAUGUAUAAAUGUUUUGUAAAAUAAAAAAAAAAAAGAAAAUAAAAUCAUUACUUUUGAUUUGCUUGCUUUUAAAAAAUAAACUGAAGUUAGAUUGAUUUGAACUUCUUUCCUGUAGAUAAACAAAAUAUAAAAAUUGAUGUUUUUAUUUUCGACUCAAUUUUUAUUAUUUUAUGUAUAGCAAAUAUUUUUAUUUGUUUAAAUAUUUGAAUAUAAACCAAGGUGUUUUUUUUUUCAUUUUUAAAAUAAAAAUAACUUCCCCUUAAAAAUGUAAAUUUAACUUUGUAAUUUCUAUUUUGUAAAUCAAACUGUAUAAAUAAUUUAUGUAAAUUUUUGUACAGAAAAAAAACAACUACCAAUCAUCAUUCAUCCAAGCCUAUUUAUAUAUACAAAUUAAACAAAAAAAAACAACAACAACAAACACGAAUCGACGACGAGUGGUUUGGAGAAAAACUUAAAGCCAUUAAGGGCUGAAAAAUUUCAAGAGGGAAAAUAUUUAAUAAUUUGUAUAAAUAGUUAUUUCAACCGAAAAAAAAAUGUGAAAUUUUAAGAUUCAUUCAAUAUUCUCAAUCCCACAAAAAAAUAAUCCUUGCUUAGUGGUAAUUUGUGUCUGCUUUUAUAAAUAUCUCAGUUUUUGAAAUCCUUAACAUUAAUCAUCGAUUAUUAUUGAGACAUAGUCAUCCUGUUAGUGUUCCAAGAAUGGCUUCAGGGAAACAACUUGCAAAUUAUUAUAACAAUCUAAGCAUUCUUUUUCGACAGAUUAUAUAAGAUGAUUUCAUCUUUAGUUAUGUAACCGUUACAUUAAAGCUUAACUUCCCAAAAUUGUUACAAUAAACUAAGAGCAAACAUUCUUUUUCGAAAGAUUAUUUUAGAUGAUAUCAUCAUUUUAAUGUAACUAUUAUAUGCAGACCCAAUUUCGAAAAAAUAUAUUGCUCUUAAUUUGCUCUAAGUUCAUAUUGGAAGACAACUUGGUAACAGAGAUCCUAACUUUAAAUAUGUUUCAAAUAAAAUUACCUUAUUUUCUAUUUGUCCUGGAUAUUUUUAAUAUCAUAAUUUGUUUUAACACAAAAACACAAUCCUUGCCCUCAAAAGAAAAUUUUCCCAAACCGCAUGAGCCCAACUGUAAUUGUCAAAUAAAAAAUUGUAUUUAUGUAUUAUUAUAUAUAUAUAUCUUGUUUAUUUUAUUUUUGUUAACUCUAGAACUAGAUUUAUAGAUACAAAAUAAAACACCACCAUCAUCGCAUUACGCCUUCUUCUUCACCACAAAAACUUCUUAUCAUUCAUUACGUUUAAUUUUUUCCUUCCAUCAUAAAAUUGUAUAAAAUAUCAAAAAAUAGAAUAUUUUUUCUUUCCUCGAAAUAAAAGAACACAAAAGAAACGAAUUUAGAAAACAAAAAAUAUUCUUUCAAUUCAAAAAUAAACCAUAAUUAAAAAUUUAAACAUUGUAAAUUCCUGUAAAAUUUUGUAAAAAAAACGUAACCGUUGUGAUUACUUUCAACGAUAACAACGCUAUCUGUUGGAUUUUUAAUUAUUUAAAAAAAUAUGAAAUUGUAAAUUCAUCUCUACUGAGCCCUUUAAUACCUAUGACGGUUUUUGCGGAAGUAAAUCUCUUCUUUUUUUAUAUUAAGAAAAUAAAUUGUUAAUUUUACAUAAGAAAAUGAAAAAAAAGAUCGAAAGUAAACUUAAAAAAAAUAGUAGUUUGUAAAUUAAUUGAAAACUAAUUCUUUUUAAUUUUAAGUUUAAUUUUUUCUUCGACAAGAAAAACAUAAUAUGAAUUUUCGUGUGUAUUGUAUUUUUUAAUGUAUUUGUCUAACUCUGUGUGUAACUUUUUGUGUAUGGUUUUCCAUUUAUUUUUAUUGCUUCUAUCAAGCAUGCACUGAUAAUGUAACGAGACGUGGAUUUUCUUUUCAAUAUAACCUAGCUUAUAUAUAUAUAUAUAUGUAUGUAGAUUUAUUUCUUUUUUUUAUAUAUUAAUUAAAUAAUAAUAUGUAAUAUGUAACUAUUACAUUUGUUAUUCAUAUGUUUAUUUUCUUCGAACUUAAAUGGUUAAUUCUUAUUGUUUCUUUUAUUUAAAUGCAAAAUUCAGCACAUUUGUAUUGAACCAUAGUUAUUCUGAACUUAAAAAAUGCAAAUAGUAUAUAGUUAUGUAUAUCCUUUUUGCAAAACAAAAGCAGUUAGGAAGCAUUGUAUUUAAAUGGUAAAACAAAAAUUAUUGAAUGAAGAAAGAAAAUGUGCUAAACAAGUUUAUAUAGAUUCCUUUAAUUAUUACGACAACAACAAAAAACAAAAGAAAACAAAACAAACAAUUUAUAAUAAAAAAAUAUAUAUUAUAUAUCAUUAAACGUUACUAAAAAUUAUACACACAUACAUUUAUAAAAAAUAUAUAUAAACAAUUACUCUAUAGUGUAAAGUCUUAUAAAUAAUUGUAAUAAAUGUAGAUUAAAAACAAAACAAAACAAAAGUACUAAGAUGAACCCUUUAAUAAUAGAAACAAUUUUUUAAAUGAAGAAAACAAAAAACGCUGAUUUUUUAUUUUAAUGAACAACAAAAAUGGCACUUGUUUUAAAACUAGUGGUGUCAAUUUUUAAAUUCAUAAAAUAAUAGGAACAAAAACUGUUUCAAGAAAAAAAAAAACAAAAACAAAAAGAAUUUAAAUGCAGCAUAGUUGCGCGUGUAGAAUGAAAUUUCAAAAUUAAAUAUUUAUAUACCGUGUAUUAAUUGUAAAUGUUUGUAUUAAAUAUUUAAAAAAAAAUAUCUCUUGAAGAUGAACUAACUAAUUGAAACUAAACUUUGACUUUGUUUGUAUAAAAAAUAAAACUAAAUUAGAACUUAAAAGGUAUACCCAAGCCCAACAUACCAUUACUAUGGCACGAAUUAAAAAUAAAAAUAAAAAUUUAAACAAUUUCAAAUUAAUAAAACUAAAAGAAAAAAAAAAAGAAAAGAUGCAAAAAAGAAAUUAAUAUAUUUAGAACACAUUUACACGUUCAACACUCACAGACACAAAAAAGUUGCAAUUAACUUUUGAUCAUCAUUUAUACAUCCAUUUUAUAAAUAUCUCACAAUAUAUACACAUUUUUAUACAUAAUUUUAAUAAUAAUAAUUUUUGAGUUUUUGUUUCCGUUUCCGUUUCUGUUGUUUUCCAAUUUUUUUGUUUGCAAUGAACGUUCAUUCAAUAAUUAGGGAAUUCAAUAAGAAAAAAGAAAUAAACAAA